GAGUAUAUCAUUAACUUUUUGUUUGUUUUGUCUUUUUCCUCAUUUCUACAUCAAACGGAUUCACUCAUUUACAUUCGAUCCCAUCGUUUCGCCCCUUCUCCCUUCACGUAUUUAAGGGUGCAGACGAUACGGUUUCCAGAAUUUUCGUAAACUCAAGCACAAACUUCUGGCAGCGUCUCCGCCUUUUUUUCAUCGUUUGCAGAGGAUAAAUGGGGUAUAAAGGUAAAACUGAUCCAGGAGAUGUUCCAAGCUAUGGUGCAAUAUUUAUGUCAAAUGCUGGAACAAAGAAAGAGUGUUUUCAACGUAAGUUGCUUGGGCUACCUUUAGCUCAAUCUAAUUUUGUGUUGAAUGUGAAAAAAGGAAUGAUUCUGUUUCUUUUUGAGUUUGAGAGGAGGCAACUUCAUGGUGUAUUUCGUGCUACUUCUAAUGGUGAAAUUGACAUUGAACCUAAUGCUUUCAAAUCAUCAGGAAAAAGCUUUCCUGCUCAGGUUCGUUUUGCCCCUGUCUGGAAAUGCAAUCCUCUUUCUGAACAUGAGUUCAAAGUUGCUAUUAAAGAAAAUUACUUCUCAUGGAAGAAGUUCAAUUUUGGGUUAUCAAAAGAUCAGGUAUAUAAACUUGUAACUCUAUUCCACUCCAAAAGAAUCCCUAAAAAGCCCUCAGAGGGAGAUGCUAGAAGAUUUGGUGAUUAUAGGAAUACCAUUAGAGAUAGGGUUAGAGAAGAUGAAGUUAAAGAAAUAGAUGAUCAGGGCUAUAAGUAUAAUAGGAUACAAGAUGAAUAUAAUGUUAUAAAUAGUUUUGAUCGAGGGUAUUUUGGUCAUAAUGAAAGAGUGGAAAGAGAAGAAAGAACAUUGACUGAACAACACCCGCAGUAUGAACCAAGAGGGACAGAUUAUGAUGAAGAUUUUGGUUUUGGGGAUGUUAAUGUUACUUCUUUAUCUCACAUUAACCAAAAUAAUUCCGAUUUUAUCCCUAUUCCUCAAGUAUCAUCAGAGCAAUUUCAACACCCUUUUAACAUUGGAAACACAUAUGCAUCUUGUCUUCCUUAUUUGACAUCUGGUGAUCCUUCAGUGAUUACAUUACAUACCCCUUAUAACCCUGAAGUUCCUGAUUUUUGUCACAGACCUUAUUAUGAUCCUGAAGUCCCUGAAUUUUGCCAUAAACCUUCCUAUUUUACCCCUGGGAAUCCUGUUGAUAUUGAUAACCCUCCUCCAUUUUAUCCAGAUUUUAAAAGUGAAACAGUUCCUUAUCAAUAUCACGAGUCAGAAAAGAAAGGUUCAGAUGUUGGAUUUUUGAGAAGCCAAAAAAAGAUGCGUAAAGUUAGUGUUUUUGAUCGAUUAACUAAAGCUCCAGAAGUAGUUUUUAAUGAAGAAGAACAUGAAAGAGAUGAAAAAGAUGAUGAGCUGGAUGCAUCGGUUAACAAAGUGAUGAAAAUGUUGGAGAAGAUUGUGAGUAGCCCAAUAAAGAGAAGUGGAAAAAGACAAUCGAGUUUCAAACAUGAUCAUGAUGAUGAUGAUGAUGAUAAGAUAAGACCCAAAAAGAUUGUAGAUUAUGAUCUUCUUCCAAAUACAAAAAAAUCUAUACAAUUUGAAGAAGGUGAUGAUGAAUCAGUUUUUGAAGAAACAAGAGUUGUGGAUUUUAAACGUCGCAAGAAAAUAAACAAAAAUCUUGAUGAUGAAUCCAAAAAAUCUUGUAGCAAACGUAAGAAGUUGGUUAGGCCAGUUUUUGUUGAAAAAGAGUCAUCAAACACAAAUACACCUUUGAAAGAUGAUUGCUGUUUAAGAAAAAUAGUAGGUGAAAAAAGAAAAAAAACAGUUGAAAGGUCGGCGAAAGAAAAUGGGAAUGAUGAAAAAUGUGAAGUGUUGGAAGGGAAAGUUGGUGUUGAUGACAUGGCAGGAGGUGAUUCGUUGAAAGAUGAGAAGGAGUGUGGUUGGAUUGAGGGUUGAUAUGCAUGUAGACACUUGUCAUUUGAGCAGAAGAAAAAAAAAGUUAACACAUUUUUGGGUGUCUGAUGCUGAUUUCAUUUUUGUAUAGUUGUAAGUAUUUGGUGAUGUCUUGUUGUGGAUGAGUUGGUGGUAGGUUGUGUUGUGUCUCAUGUUUACAUGAUUAUUGGUAUUUGGUUUUAGUUGUGGAUGAGUUAGAACUUGUUUUUAGGGACAAAGUAAAGUAUGUUGAAAUUUUAUUAUUUUGGGUUUGGAUUCAGUAAAGUCCAAGCUAAAUCAGGAAAAUUCGUGUUAUAUUUUUCUA
Lactuca sativa (garden lettuce) is the source of this 2244-nucleotide messenger RNA. RefSeq names its product DCD (Development and Cell Death) domain protein. NCBI's taxonomy places the organism in Eukaryota, Viridiplantae, Streptophyta, Magnoliopsida, Asterales, Asteraceae. The record is from RefSeq and is a predicted model, not a curated record.